Messenger RNA from Colletotrichum graminicola M1.001, 1221 nucleotides. RefSeq names its product methyltransferase domain-containing protein. The transcript has a single exon. NCBI's taxonomy places the organism in Eukaryota, Fungi, Ascomycota, Sordariomycetes, Glomerellales, Glomerellaceae. The record is from RefSeq and is a predicted model, not a curated record. Bases 1 to 1221 code for a protein of 406 amino acids.
AUGAGACCAGUAGCGCAUCCGCUGCCGCCAUCGAGCAGCCUCCCGCCCUUGCGGACCUUGGACCGGCUCUCUGAAGCCGACAUCACGUCUGCCCUGCACAGCCUAUCCAUGAUUUAUUGCUCGUUGCCCGUCUCGGUCGCCUUCCAGCUCACGCCCGAAACACAAAAGCCCGCUCAUCAUGACACGUCCCUAGCUGACUCGGGUUACGUAUCCGAGACGGAAGAUGAUCACGAAGAGAUCGACGGUCUCGACCAUCACGUGGCCGCCCUUAAAGUUGACGCGUUCGAGCGUAGCUUCGCGGAGCGCUGGCUGACGGGCUUCAUUGCUCGAGCCGAAACCCUUUAUUGCUUCGAGUCCGACGAGGCAUGCCAGCACGCCCUUGACCAGGCUUCCUGCGUGCUCGAGUCUUUUUUCGCUGUUCCCAAAGACGAUGACGACCAGAACGGCCAGAACCAGGAUUAUGCGCGCAAAUUCGCCUUUGAUCUCGUUCUUCCGGGUUCCGACACGUUGCGGGCCAGCGUUCCCGUCACAGUGCGGCUCAACGAUCGGUUGGCGGGCACAAACUCCGCAGACCCCGACGACGUUGGUCUCCAAAGCUGGGGCGCCUCGAUCCUCUUCUCGGAGAUCAUGUGUGCUUCGCCCGCGUGCUUCGGCCUGGCGCAGCCUGGACUCGGCCCCUCCCCUCGCGUUAUCGAACUAGGCGCAGGUACCGGACUUGUCAGCCUGGUGCUCGGGGGUAUGCUGCCGCAUCUGGGGGCCACAAGUCCGACCAUUGUCGCGACCGAUUAUCACCCGGCGGUGCUCGAGAACCUGCGGUCCAACGUGUUGCUCAAUUUCCCAGCUUCCGAGGUGAAACACAUGCAGACCGCAGCUCUUGACUGGUCUGCGCCUGUGUUGGAAGCGCCUUUGGAUGUUCCUGCAGACAUCAUUAUUGCAACGGACGUCAUCUACGCUCCUGAGCAUGCAGUAUGGUUGCGCGACUGCGCGGCUCGCUUGCUGGCAACAAAUGGUGUCUUUUGGCUUAUGGUAACUGUUCGUCGGAACGGCCGCUUCAACGGCGUCAGCGACAGCGUGGAGGCCGCGUUCAUGGAAACCCAUGACCCCGCACGGGCAGACGGGAAAAGACUCACGAUUGUUCAGUCUGAGGAACUAGAGAAGCGCACCGGUGUUGGGCGUGGUGACGAGAGUGGAUACAAGCUUCUUGAGAUCCGCUGGGCAUGA